Antrostomus carolinensis (chuck-will's-widow) is the source of this 987-nucleotide messenger RNA. Its product is annotated as probable G-protein coupled receptor 141. The transcript has 2 exons. Gene Ontology annotation, molecular function: oxysterol binding; G protein-coupled receptor activity. The record is from RefSeq and is a predicted model, not a curated record. The coding region runs from base 43 to 987 and encodes 314 amino acids. Lineage: Eukaryota; Metazoa; Chordata; Aves; Caprimulgiformes; Caprimulgidae. Gene Ontology annotation, biological process: G protein-coupled receptor signaling pathway. Gene Ontology annotation, cellular component: membrane.
GCUGUGAGAUUCCAGGAUUAUCCCUUAAGCAAGAUCCAGAAUAUGUACAAGGAGGAUUUCAGGAACAUGACUGAAGAGAAUAGGAACAGCAGUGACUCUUCCUGUGCCUUUACUCACUCCAACACCGUGACUGCCAUACUGAUUACUGCCUACUCAGUUGCCUUUGCUGGAGGUGGGAUUGGGUCCCUCACAAUGUCAUUUGUGCUGGUCAAGAUGAACACUCUGUCUGUGACUACUACAGCCAUCAUUAACCUGGUUGUUGUGCAUGGCCUCCUUCUCUUCACGGUGCCCUUCCGCCUCCACUAUUAUGUCAACAAGAAGUGGGUAUUCAAGAUGCCGUUUUGCAAAAUGGUGAGUGCAAUGGUGCACAUCCACAUGUACCUGACCUUCUUGUUCUACGUGAUCACGCUGGUGAUCCGGUGGCUCAUUUUCUUCCAAUGGAAGGACAAGGUGGAGUUUUACAGGAAGCUGCACGCCAUUGCAGCAAGUGCUGCUGUGUGGGUUUUCGUCAUAGUCUUUGUGGUGCCAGUCUUGUCCUUAGAGUAUGGACGCUCUGGCUCGUACAAUGAUACAACGUGCUUUAAGUUCCACAAAGAACUACAGCAGGAGAGCGUGAAAGCCCUGAACUACACCAUAAUUGCAGCUGUUGCCUGCGUUACUUGUGUCCUCUUGAGCCUGCAGAUUUUCAUUCUGGUAAAAGUGGCGAGAAAACUUGCCACCUCCCUCUGGUCACAUCAAGAGUUCUGGGCCCAAGUGAAAAACUUGAUUUUCAUCUGCGUCAUCAUAAUUUGCUUCCUUCCCUAUCACCUCUUUAGGGUCUACUACAUACACCACGUGACUGAUUCUGAGCAGUUAGAAAGUUACAAUGAAGUUUUUUUGAGUCUGACUACCCUCAGCUGUCUGGACCUGCUGUCAUUCGUGCUGAGUGGAAGUCGUCUCUUCAAGCAAAAGGUGGGCAUGCUCCGCAGCAGGUUGUCUUGCUGCUAG